Messenger RNA from Cyprinus carpio (common carp), 1698 nucleotides. Its product is annotated as peripheral myelin protein 22-like. Lineage: Eukaryota; Metazoa; Chordata; Actinopteri; Cypriniformes; Cyprinidae. Gene Ontology annotation, cellular component: plasma membrane. The record is from RefSeq and is a predicted model, not a curated record.
CUAUAAUGAGACUCUUUAAAGCUGCUGCUCCAUACAGCACAUUAAUCUUGUCGCAGGGAUCUGGACUUUGGAAAUACGCAGUACUUUUGACACGAGUGGCGCGGCUGCAUUUCGGCGUUUUCAUCCUUUUUUGUGGACUUACUUUCGCUUUGCUCGCAAACCGUACGGAAACAUCAUGCUGCUCCUCUUAAUGGGAAUUGUCGUGUUGCAUGUGGCAGGACUGGUUCUGCUCUUCGUGUCAACUAUAGUCAGUGCAUGGGCUGUUAACCCCAACAGCAGUUCAGACCUCUGGACAAACUGCACCACAUUGAAUGGAGUGUCCAAAUGUGACCCUGCCGACACUGGAGUUUGGAUCCAGGCAGUCCAAGCUCUCAUGAUCCUGUCAAUCAUCUUCAGCUUCCUGUCUCUCUUACUGUUCUUCUGCCAGCUCUUUACUCUUCAGAAGGGUGGACGCUUUUUCCUCACUGGAGCAUUCCAGAUCUUUGCUAGUCUUUUCGUUAUGUGUGGAGCUAUCAUUUAUACGGUGAUGAACCCCGAAUGGGUCCCUGCCAAAGAGUCCUACGGCUUUUCCUACAUCCUGGCCUGGGUAGCCUUCCCUCUGGCGUUCAUAAGCGGCUUAAUCUACGUCAUCUUGAGAAAACGAGAGUGAGGUGGCACCUCUCUCUAGUGGGCGCCACCUAGAAAUACAGCUUUGAAGCCAAAGUAUCGCACUGCUUCCACAGAGAAGUGAAAUCACGCAGUAUCUUCACCCAGGGGGUCAGUCAAAAUCAACCCCGCUGCCACCCCGAAAAGACAUAUUCAAUACUGUCAUCAUUUGAAGUUGUGUAUAUAGUAUCUUUGGUUUAAAACCUAUUUAUAACACUUUUUACAUAUAUGUACAUAGUAUUUUAUGUUCGCUCUGUUGACAAAGAACCUCUGAAGAGCUUUUCUUUUAGCUAAUUAAGUGCCUAGAGUUUUUGUCGCAGAAACAUGCAUCAUUAGGCAUAAUGUGUGUUUGUGUCAAUAUUUUCUUUUCUUAUAAGGCCAAAAAUAGUGAUAAAAAGGUGUUGAUGUAUUUUAACCAAAGUGCAUGUAUUAAAUUAUAGGGACAAUGAAAGGAAGUGUUUUCAAUGAAGCUGCAUUGAGAAUUCAUAGAUGAAGUAAGUUUUGAAAGUUUUUUUUUCUUAGUUUCCAACAAAAAUGGUGCUAUGUAUUUACCAUUCCUUUAACUAAAAGUCAUUUAGAUUUUAUUUAGAAGGACAUAACAUGACUGAAAGCCAAAAUCAGAACGCCAUUGAUUAUUUUGUGCCUGUGCCUAUAACAUUAUGAUGUAUAUACAGUACUCACCAAAAAAGGUUCAUUUUAUAAUAAUACAAACAAAAUGUGUUCUGAGUAACGUGCUUAUUAGUUUAGAUUUGGGAGAUUGUGAUUGGAGGGAUUGUAGUAAAAACAGAGGCUAGGGAAUAUUGAUUUUAGUUUUUUUAGAGCAGUAUUAGCAGAAGAAUUUGAGAAAGCAGUAAUUCUUUCACUCAGUUUAAUAUAUGUCGCUUAUAUGUUGCAUUUAAAUCCAAAUACAAUUCAAAUUCUGUAAUGUCUGAUGGAUUUGAUCACUUGUUAGCUGUUAUUAUAAUCGGAGCAUUGCAUAAUUAAACAGCUGAGGCGAACACCCUGCAUAUUCAAAUCAAACAAGCAUAAAAAAAAAAUCUCAAAUAAACAUGA